AUGUCAGUCGAGAUCGAGCCUGUAGAGUUGGGUUUCCAUCGGCCAUUUACGCAAGAGGUGUCGCAAAUCUUGAAGAUUAAGAAUCCAAACCAUACUCCAGUUGCUUUCAAGGUCAAGACUACCGCGCCUAAGCAAUACUGCGUUCGCCCAAACUCCGGCACUGUCCAGCCAGGGCAGGAGGUUGAUGUCACUGUUCUUCUGCAGGCUAUGAAGCAGGAACCAGCCCCUGAUGCGAAGUGCAAGGACAAGUUUUUGGUUCAGUCGGUAGCAGUCACCGCGGAUAAAGAGUUCAGUGGGAACGUUUGGCAGCAUGUUGAUGACGCUGAGAGGUCCCAAGUCCAAGAGAAGAAAAUAAGGGUUGUGUAUUUAGCGGCUGAGGGCGCAACAGCAGCUGCUACACCUCUAAGGAACUCAAGCAAUGGAAUCCCGAACGCCGCCACACCAGACAUUGGAUCCGCCGCUUAUAGCAACGCUCGGUCUCCCUCACCUGAGACUUUCACCCCCGAGAACACAAGACGCUCCUUAGCACCCAAAGCCGCCGUCUCUAAAACAGAAUAUGAGCCCGUCAACCGUCGCCUCAGCGAUAUCAAAGCCCCAGUAGAUCAACCGGCCACCGAGUCUACUCCGACUGCCCCCGCCGCACCACUCUCUUACGACGAAUUGAAGACUAAGCUGGCAGAAGCGCAAGCAACCAUCUCGAGCUAUGCCCAAGAAGGUAGUCUGCGGAUGCGGAAGGUGGCAAAGGGCGAGACCUCGAAUGAGACGGUUAAUGAUAUGAUGCAGAGGGCCCCAACUUCGCAAGGCGUUCCAUUGCAAAUUGUUGCGGCGCUUUGUCUGGUCAGCUUCUUGCUUGCAUAUAUCUUCUUCUAA
Messenger RNA from Venustampulla echinocandica, 870 nucleotides. RefSeq names its product PapD-like protein. Lineage: Eukaryota; Fungi; Ascomycota; Leotiomycetes; Helotiales; Pleuroascaceae. Bases 1 to 870 code for a protein of 289 amino acids. The transcript is spliced from 6 exons. Gene Ontology annotation, biological process: endoplasmic reticulum membrane organization. Gene Ontology annotation, cellular component: plasma membrane; endoplasmic reticulum membrane. Gene Ontology annotation, molecular function: FFAT motif binding. The record is from RefSeq and is a predicted model, not a curated record.